AUGUGGCGUGCUUCAGUGCGGGUGAAUUUUAUUUUGUUGCGCGUGAUACGAAGCGUGUUUUGCGACGCUGGAGGGUGUCGCGCGACUGCACAGACUUUGAGCUUCCCGGCCCAGUUCACAAGGUCCUCGUGCACAGGCAGAAGGUGUACUGCUGCGGCGGCGACCGCAUGUUCGUCUUUCGACCCCCUCGCUGAGGAGUUCGAGACUCUGACGCCGCAGUGCGAGGCCGACGAUGUCGAGGCGGCGGAUCAGGGGUUUGUUUUUGUGGCCGGCGAGGGGGGGAUUUGUGCGUAUCAAUUGAGCCAGUGCCUUGUUAAGGUGAACGUGACGGGAAGCGACUUUCGGCUUCUUGGCCGUUAUGGCCACUACGUCGUUGUUCUUGUAGAUUUGGAGCAAAUUGUGUGCGUGAAUGAAAAUGGUGAGCUUCGGGAAAACGUCUUCCCCUACGCAAUCACGACGCCGUUUGUUUCUUUCGGCGCAGGUGCCCUCCUUACGAUUGAGGAAAGAGGCAAACUGUGCCUGUAUGCUCGGGAUACGGCGGUAACCGCGAGGGACUUUCAGGGAAGGGCGCCAAGGCUGCUUGCCGUGCCCUCGGCCCAACCGGAGGAUUUGUGUUUGAUUUGCCUCUGCGACUUUGAGGAGGGCAGCGGCGUCACACUAGACUGCGGGCACUGCUUUCACCGUGAGUGCCUCACCGAGUUCUCCUCUCGGGCGGAUAGCUUUCGCGCCAGGGGAGAGCACGUGGUAUUCACGUAUGCCGUUUGCCCAGGAGGGUGCGGCAUGCAAAUCCGUCAUGUCGCCGCCCCUCUCUCAGAAUACAUGGGGAGGUUGCGCCGGGAAAUUGAUGGGGAUGCCGAAAUUCGAAUUCGGGAGAUGGCAAACAAAACACUGGAGGACCUACUGUAUUAUAUUUGCUACCGCUGUGGAAAACCCUACUACGGUGGUGAACGCCGAUGCUUCCGAUCCGGUAAUGGGGAGCCCGUGAAGAAGCCCAGCGAGCUGAUAUGCUCUGACUGCUGUGACGAUUUCCUCUGCCCACAGCACCGGCACAAGUACGUCCUUUAUAAGUGCCGGUAUUGCUGCAACCCCGCCACACACUUGUCAUUCGGCAAUAGGUAUUUGUGCAACCGAUGCGAUAAGCGUUGGGAAACUACCGAGCCCGAACCGAUACCGUGUCCGGGGCCUGGCGAAUGCCCACUUAAGGGGUCACAUGGCACAGAGGGGUCAGUUGCUCUGGGUUGCAUGCUUUGUACCUCGUUCACCACAAUGCAUGCCCGCCUUUUCUCGACCGCCUAA
Molecule: messenger RNA, 1296 nt
Organism: Trypanosoma conorhini
Lineage: Eukaryota; Euglenozoa; Kinetoplastea; Trypanosomatida; Trypanosomatidae
Product: excreted/secreted protein 66
Exons: 1
Coding region: 1-1296 (431 amino acids)
Cellular component (GO): nucleus
Source: RefSeq, a predicted model, not a curated record